Messenger RNA from Rodentolepis nana, 381 nucleotides. The record is from the annotation of a GenBank genome assembly. Lineage: Eukaryota; Metazoa; Platyhelminthes; Cestoda; Cyclophyllidea; Hymenolepididae.
AUGGAAAUUGACGCCUAUGACCAGAAUGCCUUGAAACUGGAAACCCUCUCCGGAGCUAUUCAGCCACGAAGCUUCUCUACAGAAGCCUCCACAUCAAAUGGAAAUUCCACAGUGAAUGGUCGACAGUCUAACCCUCGUCAACUGCAGCAGCAACUCACUUCGGCUUCAACAUCAACUGCUGCAUCCUUCCGACGACCUUUUCAUGCUCCCAACAUCUCUUCUACAGCUGGUCAGUCGAAUGAGAAUGCUACUCCCGCGACUGCUAGAAAAUAUUCAAAUGUGGAGGGUGGUAGUAGUGUUAACAGUUAUGGAAAUGAGGGCUAUAGGAAAAGCUGUGUCCCUUCAACUCCUUCAGCAGAUCAGGCUCUUACUGCAGAAUAG